Messenger RNA from Talaromyces stipitatus ATCC 10500, 2080 nucleotides. Its product is annotated as prolyl-tRNA synthetase. The record is from RefSeq and is a predicted model, not a curated record. Lineage: Eukaryota; Fungi; Ascomycota; Eurotiomycetes; Eurotiales; Trichocomaceae. Bases 65 to 1990 code for a protein of 641 amino acids. Gene Ontology annotation, biological process: prolyl-tRNA aminoacylation. Gene Ontology annotation, molecular function: proline-tRNA ligase activity; ATP binding. Gene Ontology annotation, cellular component: mitochondrion; cytoplasm. The transcript is spliced from 6 exons.
GUCCUUAAAUAAAUAAUUGUCUAUGAACAUUCAAUUCUGAUAUCUUGACGGCUCUUGGAGCUAGAUGUUUAUAAAGUGCAGGCUACUUACAAGUCCGAGGCCGACUCCAGGUCUCCGGCUGGCCUACCCCAAUCAAUGGAACAGAUCUUUGAUUUUGAAAUGCAAUAUCCAUUAUGAUGGCCGUAGUAGAGUGUCAAACUUUUGGAUACCAACUGGAGGUAUUGAGAGGAAAGCGGCUGAAACAGUGAAAGAAGAUGCAAAUGACCUCCUGAUUAGAGCUGGCUUUAUACGCCAAGCCUACUCAGGUAUUUUUCAUAUGCUGCCAUUGGGGCUUCGCGUGCAGAAUAAGCUAGAGGCUUUGAUCGACAGGCACAUGGAAUCUCUUGGUGCAUCAAAAGUUUCCCUUUCAUCUUUAUCAUCCCAAGAACUAUGGGAGAAAACUGGGCGCUUAAAAAGCGGUUCUGAGGUAUUUAAGUUCAACGAUAGGAAAGAGUCCCGAUUUCUACUUGCUCCUACGCAUGAAGAAGAGAUCACUUCAUUGGUCGCAAGCUUAGUCAAUUCAUACAAGGAGCUGCCAUUGAGAUUAUAUCAAAUUACCAGGAAGUAUAGAGAUGAAGCCAGACCGCGACAGGGCCUCCUUCGUGGCCGAGAAUUUGUCAUGAAAGACCUGUAUACAUUCGAUUACAAUGCGGAGCAAGCACUAGCGACCUACGAAGCAACGCGAGAAGCAUAUAAGCGCAUAUUCGACACGUUGAAAGUUCCCUAUCUAGUCGCUGCCGCCGAUUCAGGGAACAUGGGCGGCAACCUGAGUCAUGAAUUCCACUUCAUCAGUGACAAAGGAGAAGAUACGUUGAUCAGCUGCUCUCAUUGCGAUUAUGUAUAUAAUGAGGAAGUAUCAGACGGCCGCGCAUUAGGCACUGUUAUCGAGAAGCCAUUGACUCCUCCUGUGCCGUCAGAGUCUGGUGUUGGGACCGAUAAUCCCCUGGCUAUAUCCGUAGCAUUAUGGACAGCUAUCUCCAAGGAUAAAAAGACUCUAGUGAGAGCCUGGUACCCACGAUAUUCGACACCAGAUCUCGGCAGUGAGCCGCGAGAAAGAGAGGUCAAUUCACACGCUAUUAAGGCUAUAGCAAAAUCAACAGGAAUUGAUCUUGAUACUGGCGUGGAAAGUCCGGUUGCACUUUGGUAUAUUGAUCUCAAGAAAACGACUGCUUCCGGCUUCCAGAUGGAAUCGACAUCUGCAUAUAAGAUUCUCGAUAUCUAUGACUCGCAAGUUGCCCCUUACAGUCGCCCGCCACUCAGUGGACUUCCAGAAAACUUCGACAAAGUCAAAUAUCCCGUUGAAUUUGCGCUAUUGAAUCGCUUCCCUGGCACUAAAGACGGGCUCAGUUUGACGCGAGUUCUCGAUGGCGAUAAGUGUCAUAAGUGUUCUGAGGGUUCUCUACAUAUGCACAAUGCAGUGGAACUUGGUCACACAUUUUAUCUCGGAACCCGUUACUCAGAAGUGCUCAAAGCCAAAGUCUUUGUGGAUAACUCGGUGAUCAAGUCUAAUGAAUCUAGCACGAAUAGCAACAAGUCCCAGAAUGUCCCGAUGGAAAUGGGCUGUCAUGGAAUUGGCGUUUCCCGUAUGAUAUCCGCAGUGGCAGAUGCACGCUCCGACAUCCGCGGUCUCAACUGGCCAAGAGCCAUUGCCCCGUUUGAAAUCAUCGUCGUACCAGCUCGUAACCUUGAGCCUGAAGCCGAAAAUAUCUACGAUCUUUUGAGACAGCAUACAGACACCAGCGACAUUAUUCUGGACGAUCGUACCAAACAGGUCGGAUGGAAACUCAAGGACGCUGAUCUGAUUGGGUAUCCGAUUGUAAUCGUCCUCGGAAAAGCAUGGAAGUCGGAACAUAAGGUUGAAGUGCAUUGUCGACAGUUGGAUGGGCUGCGAGAGGAUGUUCCUUUGGGCAAUCUGGUCGAAUACGUUAGAUCGUUGUUGGCAAGACUAUAACUAGGUCGUAGAGGCGGCCAAGUGUAGAUUACUACAUAUGUAACAUAGAUUUUUAUCAUUAGCAUCAAUAGAUUAAGUUUUUGUGUCUAU